Chenopodium quinoa (quinoa) is the source of this 2054-nucleotide messenger RNA. RefSeq lists its product as uncharacterized. The record is from RefSeq and is a predicted model, not a curated record. NCBI's taxonomy places the organism in Eukaryota, Viridiplantae, Streptophyta, Magnoliopsida, Caryophyllales, Amaranthaceae. The transcript has 5 exons. Bases 1026 to 1727 code for a protein of 233 amino acids.
UGGAACAAAUCUUUCCUUUGCUUGUAGAAUAAGUAUCAAUAUGUCAGAUCUCAUUUUAUAAGCUUGGGCUAUAAUUUGUUGAGGUAUUUGUAUGAUCACAAAUGGUCCCAACUUAUACUGACAUUUUUUUUAGUGUUUUGCAUUUAGGAAACAUCCAUUCCAACUGCUCCACAAUCCAACGAAGAUGUUGAAGUAGAUCCAAAGAAGAAAUGCCUUAUGGAUCUUGGAGCAGCUUCGACUAAACUGGUGUUGGCAUACAUGGACUUUAAUGAGCAUGAACAAGCUGUCAAGCAUUUUCCUCACAAUGAGAAAAUACGGAAGUCGUUGAAGGAAGAUACCAUGGGUAUUUGUGACGAGCAAAGAUUGAGUUCCCAAGCUAUGCCAGAAAAACAUAGCCUUUCUUUAAGCCAAGACGAUGAGUGUUGGCAAGAUUCGACUGUCAUUGAAGCUUGGGAUAGAUUUUCCAAGAUUUCAGCUAAUGAGAAGAAUGUUGAAUCCUCAGUCUUUGCUAGGGCUGAUUGUCCAACCGUAACAGAAGCCAUUGAUGUUACAAAGAUUGCCGCUGAAAAUGUUCAGAUAGCAAAUAGUCUUUCUGAAAAUGAAGGUCCUGCUAUUGUAGUUGAAACUGAAAAAGUUGAAGGAGGUUCAAGUAUUCGAUCUAGUUUGAGAUCUUCGGUUAAAAAAGGAUUUGGAACUCCUACUUUCAGAUUAGGAUUUGAUUCUCAAAAUAGUGAUGAUCUGGAGAACUCCCCAACUAAUGUACAACCUUUAGUUGAUGCUGAUGCUGAUGUUCCUGUACGACCUUCAGUUGUUGCUGAUGCUGAUGUUCCUCUGAGUGGAGAUGUUGGUCCUUCUGCUGCAGGUGCUGCUGAUGUUCCUGUUCUAAAGAAAGCGUAAAGUUCAACAUUUAAUCUACAUUUACUCUACAUUAUCAAUUCUUCUUAGAUCACCUUUUAAGGCACGGAUUAUCAACAUUUACUCUACAUUAUCAGAAGUUCAGAAAAGUGUCUUGGAAGCUCUGUUUGAUGAUGAUAAAAAUCAUUUUGAACAAGUAUUUUUUAUCCAAAGUUAAUGGAAAGGAUGCUGUUGAAAUCAUGAGAUUUCAACUUGAAAAGCUUUAUACUCAAAAUAAAGUUGAUUCAGAAAUCAUUAAUGUUUGGUGUAGUAUUGUGAAUUAUAAUGAGCAAUUUAGAGACUCAAAUUCUCCUGCUCGUUUCUUUUUUAAGCUUAGUGCUACUGAGUGUCUUGUUCAUUAUGAGAUUGAUUCUGUUAGUCAUCGGAAUGCUAUGUUCUGUGAGGUUGUUGAGAAGUUAUACAACCAAAGUGUUGUCCCAAAGAAGGACAUUCAACUUUUCUUCUUCCCAGUUUACGAAAGAGAUCAUUAUUAUUUGGUAUGUUUCAACACUACCACACAGUAUGGUAAUAUCGAGGUUAUUGAUUAUAGUGAAGAUUCGGGAGAUCACACAAAGCUUUUAAAACAUUUGAGAAGUGCAUUUUGCAAUUUUAUGCAAUAUGGAGGAAAUGUACAGAGCUCUGUGUUGUCAAGCGAUAUCAAGCGCAUGGAGUAUUCUGCAAUUGAUUCUCCUUGGAAGUCUACAGGUAUAAAUCAUUUGCAUUACGGAAUAGCAUUGAUGAGGCUUAUGGAAACAUACAUGGGUUUGUCAAAGUGGCCUUCAGGUUUGAAGAAGAAUAAUGAAAGUCUUUCAUAUUAUAUGGAAUGUCCUUAGAUACUUGUUUUCUUCCUAAUAGAUUCCCAUUCUAUUUUUAUAUGGGCUUCUUGCUGGACUUCAUUAAAUUUUGUGUGUGCCAAGCCUAAAAAAGGUUGGCUACAAGGCCUACAAUGUUUACUUAUUAAUUUCUAGUACCCUCUGAGUUUAUAGGAAUAUGGACAUGUAAAGUGUAAAUUUACUUCAAUAGCCAUUACAGUAGUAGCUAAGGAACUUUUUCAAUGACGCUGUAGUAAAGGGGUACCUUCACUACCUUGUGAUUAUGUGUCUAUGUGAUAUUUAGAACAACAUUGAUAGCUCAUGAAUUUAUAAUAACCUUUGUAAAAG